Brienomyrus brachyistius is the source of this 1094-nucleotide messenger RNA. It is a transcript of the gene higd2a, whose product is annotated as HIG1 hypoxia inducible domain family, member 2A. The coding region runs from base 27 to 374 and encodes 115 amino acids. Gene Ontology annotation, biological process: mitochondrial respirasome assembly. Gene Ontology annotation, cellular component: mitochondrion. The transcript is spliced from 2 exons. The record is from RefSeq and is a predicted model, not a curated record. Lineage: Eukaryota; Metazoa; Chordata; Actinopteri; Osteoglossiformes; Mormyridae.
UCACUUCCACCUACAGCAGCGACAAAAUGGCCGCCACAACAACCCCCGUAGGACAAGAUCAAGGGCCAAAGCAAACAUCUUCAGCUGUACUUUUUGAUUUGUCUAAUCCUCCUGUUAUAGAAGGAUUUUCCCCUGCUUCGCGGAUGAAAGAUGAAGGGUUCAAGGAGAAAUUCAUUAGAAAGACGAAGGAGAAUCCCUUUGUACCUUUAGGUUGUUUGGGGACCACGGGAGCAUUGACAUAUGGCCUCAUUGCUUUCAAGCAAGGAAAAACUCGGCAGUCACAGUUGCUGAUGCGGGCUCGAAUCUUCGCACAAGGAUUUACUGUAGUUGCUAUUAUUGUAGGAGUUGCAGCUACAGCCUUGAAACACAAGUAGUGACCUCAGCAGUAAGAGAGGACAACUACCUUUGCCAACAUCUGGCUGAAGAUCUUCUUGUAAAGUUCUCAAACUGAAAACACUUCUGUACUGCUUUAUGAAAGCGAUUGCAUUUUUUUUCUGUCAGUAGUGCUUUAAGAAAACUCUGUGGUCAUAAGAUGUAAAUAAAUGAAGACCGUAAAUUUGGUCUUUUUCCCUCCUUUAAAGUACCUAGAUGAAGGUAAAAGGUGAAAACUGAUCCUAAUAAAGCCAAAUGAAUAAUAGCAAUGUAUACUAUAGUUAUCUCCGAAAAAGAUUUUGAAAAUACAAACUUGGAAGAUGUUUUUGACAAUGCUGCUCAGGUUUUUGGUGUUAGGUUUGAAUCCAGUCAUGCUUUUGCCUUACCUCGUCAUUAUUUGCCUUAUGUCUCUGCAAGGAUGCAUUCCUUCAAGUGUAAAACAAAAGUACUGAGAGAGUUGGUUUUCCCUUGUGUUUAAUUUAUUGUACAUGAUAUAGUUAAUGUUAAUCUGUCUUAAAUGACCUAAUUGGUAGCUGAUUUUCUAUGCAAGAUCAACAUGUGCAAUUUAUGGAAUGUGACACACUGAUACAUAGUAAUUGCUUUAUAUUGUUACAUUUAUCUACUACUAUUAGCAUCAAAGAACAAAGAUAUACAGGCGAACUCAGUGUAGCUGGGAUUAUGAAGCUGAAUUUACAUAUUAAAAACAAAAUGGAUUAAUAUAA